This is a messenger RNA of Prunus avium (sweet cherry), 797 nucleotides long. Lineage: Eukaryota; Viridiplantae; Streptophyta; Magnoliopsida; Rosales; Rosaceae. The record is from RefSeq and is a predicted model, not a curated record.
ACAUGACGGCAUCCAAGAUUCCUAGCCCAACUUUCGAAGUAGGACCCUCUUUACUCCUUCCUUCGCACACACAAACCCAAUACCCAGUUAGAAACCCUAAUUUCGCCAAACCCUGCUGUAUCGUCUCUUCAAUGGCACCCAAGCGCCCAUCUCCUCUGGAUGAGCCUCCGGCUGCUUCUUCUUCGGAAGAAGAGGUAGCCUCGUCCGAAGAAGAAGUAGACGGAGAAGAAGAGGAAGAAUCCGGAUCCGGGUCCGAAUCCGAGUCCGAGGAACCCGAGCCUCCAAAGGCAGCACCCACUCCUGUUGCUGAGAAGAAACCACCACCGAAGAAACCGGACUCGGCUACUGUCAAUUCAAAGCCGCAGUCUUCAUCCUCUGGCUCAGAGUCCGAGUCCGAAUCCGAUUCGGAAUUGGAUAAGGAUAUGGUGGUAAAGCCGAUAGCUUCGAAGCCAAUGGAAGAGACGCCCAAGACCAAGAAGCCCAGAUCGAAGGCCUCGGCUACUACUACGCCUGCAGCAAGAGCCGGGUCGAAGCGGCCAAGCGAGAGCGACCCCAAGGAUUCCAAGAGGCCCAAGAAGAAGAUCCCAGACCCGGAUCAGGAGCCAGACCAUGCCGGAGAGGAAACGAAGAAGGCAGGUGGAGACGACUCGAAGAAGCUGUUCCAGAGGAUUUGGAGCGAUGAUGAUGAGAUAGCGAUCCUGAAAGGCAUGAUUGCUAAAUAUUUUAACAAUACUAUUAUAAGUUAUUUGAGGUUCUGUAGUGGUAUGCUAAUGACAAUUAAUCAAUUCACUCAUUGA